Molecule: messenger RNA, 429 nt
Organism: Thermothelomyces thermophilus ATCC 42464
Lineage: Eukaryota; Fungi; Ascomycota; Sordariomycetes; Sordariales; Chaetomiaceae
Exons: 1
Source: RefSeq, a predicted model, not a curated record
AAGAGCUGCCUCAAGAGCUCGGGUCGCCAGGACCGCUCCGUCCGGUUUGCCGAUGCCGCCCGCUGCCUGGAAUCGGGGGCCGUGGUCGAGCCACACCCCACGACGCGCGACGAAUGGAUGGACGAGCUCCUCGAUGCGCGGAUCGACGAAGCCGACAGCAGCGGGAGAUCGACGCCGGAAAGGAUCGAAGCCAUCGAAGCCGUGGUGCACCCCAGGGUCCGAGAACUCGUCAGGUGGCAAAGCCGCAAGAGAGUCCACCGCCUGCUCCUCCCGGCCGACUUCGACAGAGAGUCCCUCGAGGCCUACGCCUGGCGCCUGCUGUUCCAACGCGCCCACAAGCACAUGCUGCGGAACAGGGCCGACUGCCCGAUCCGGAGUCGACUCGAGCGCCACAAGCACCCCGCGCUUUCAACGAGGCCGGAUCCGGAG